Molecule: messenger RNA, 1815 nt
Organism: Peronospora belbahrii
Lineage: Eukaryota; Oomycota; Peronosporomycetes; Peronosporales; Peronosporaceae
Source: the annotation of a GenBank genome assembly
AUGGCUCAGUCGAGAUUGACUGUCACCCUUCUGGUCUUGAUUGGCAGUCUGGUCAGCACAAUCGCUUGGAAUGAGAAUAAGGAUGCCACUCGGUCUCUCAGAGCAGACAAUGUGAAAGCACCAGCAUUGGGAGCAACACCUUUUGGUACUUCUGAAACAUAUUUUGUCGACACGACACCUGGAUCUUCACUCGACGAUUUAAUCACGUCUGCAAAUGCUUCAGGCUCGCUGAAGCUGAGUGCAAACGGAACAGGAGGUUUCAUUGAUGUGGCCUCCAUUAAGGUAAAUGCGACGCUUGCUAAGGCGACGGAAGCAAAGAGUGACAUUAAGCCGACGUAUCGGAACUGGGUAGGCUUCCGCGCUGUCUCCCCCGACGCUGCAUGCUACCGCGAGGCGCAUUUUAUGGACACGUGCCCUACUAAUUUCAAUCGUCACGAAGCUACAAACACUUGUUGGGCUGAAUGCCCCUUGGCCUACCCGGUAGAGUGCGGCCUUGAGUGCAUUCGUCAAAACGACGACUGUGUUAUUGAGGCUCUAAACAAAAUCGGAGCAAUUGGAAACUCAGCUCUGGCCAUUGCUUCGUUUGGUGCUGCACAUAAAUUGUGGCAGGCUGCGAAACAUGCGACUCGGGCAUUUGACUGCGUCAAUAUGAUGAUCGGUACGAUGAGAUCCAUUAUCCGUUACGUGCGUAACAUCAAGACCACCGAUCCGACUGCCUCGGCAGACAAGAUUUUGAACAUCUUGUACCAGACAAAUAACGUCGUGACAGAUCUUCCGAUUGCCGUCUACUUGUGCAUGGGUUGGGAGCUGCCAAGACCUCUUGAUAUCUCAGGUCGUGUGCUUACGACGAUGAAUUGGCUCCUUCUGAACGCCAUUGCUUACAAAGACGACAUUUUCUUGAAUUGGGGCAAAUUCAGGGCUUUCUUGAUUGGUGCCAACUUCACAGAAGCUGCGAGCAAGGUAAACGCAACGGAGAUUGGAACGCUUAGUGACGCCCUCAAGUCAAAAUCUAAUUGUGGGUAUGAACUGCGUGCAGUGACGGAUCGUACAUGGAACACAAUUAACCAGCUACGAGCAGACUACCCCGGCAUCUCGGAGGAUGAUCUACGUUUAAAGGUGCAAAACACCCAGGUCGUGACAUCAGAUAUUGCCAUCGCUACCAACAACUGUAUGGAGCAGUUGAUCGAAGAGUCUGAUGAACCUACAGCUUACAGGACGCGGGAAAAAAUUCGCACAGCUUUCAGUGGCAUGAUCAACCAGCUUGUCAAGAAAGGCACGAGUAAUAAUGGUACAAGCGAAGAUGCGAGCCAAUUUAUGUACCUUGCCAUGAGCAAGACUCUCAUUUCUAUUGCCGUCACUGGGUUUGAUCUCAUUGGUCUCACAGGUUUGUUCGUAACUUUCCUGCAGAGGAUCUGCGGCCCAACUAAUUUCAUGGGUGAGAUUGACGACGGCACGGACCCCCAGACGCUUGGUCUGACAACAAUUCAAAAGGCUUUUAAAAAGAGCUCUAUGACUUGGACUCGCAAGGGCGACGGUUUAGUCAUUCUUCACUUCGAAAGCAAGGACACGAAAGACGUGACAGUAAACAUCAUGUCCGGUGGUGACAAGGUCGACGAGGUAGAGCUUAAAGCUGGUGGAUCUCUCCAGUGGAAGUCUACCGUCAAAGCAUUAGCUGGCAAAACGCUGUACCUUGAUCGAUGGCGAGCAAAAUUCCUGGGUAUGCCUAGCAGAUCGGGUGGUUCGCUGCUCUUAUGGGUACCCCACGCCUCCGAAGGUGGUCACUUGGAGGUCCAGGUAAAGCUAAAUGUGAGCUAA